AUGAAGCUAAUCAUCGUUCUCUUCCUUGCAGUCCUCGUUUUAGUGGGUUCCAGUGAAGGAAAGCGUACUUGGAAACAGACAAUCGAUCCAGGGAAGUGCAAAGCUGCCAUUACAAUGUAUGGCUACAACAGUAAAACACAUCGCUUUGAGAAGUUCAUCUACGGUGGUUGCGGUGGCAACAAAAACAGGUUUGACACCCUGGAGAAGUGUCAAAAGAACGUACUUGCAAACAGAAAAUCGAUCAAGGAAGGUGCAAGGCUUAUGUUGCAGUGUAUGGCUACAGCAGUAAAACACGUCGCUGUGAGAAAUUCUUCUACGGUGGUUGCGGUGGCAACAAAAACAGGUUUAGAUCCCUGCAAAAAUGUCAAAAGAAAUGCGAAAAGAAACGACAUGGUCGACAUCAUCGAUUUUAAGAACCUUUAG
This is a messenger RNA of Dibothriocephalus latus, 423 nucleotides long. The record is from the annotation of a GenBank genome assembly. NCBI's taxonomy places the organism in Eukaryota, Metazoa, Platyhelminthes, Cestoda, Diphyllobothriidea, Diphyllobothriidae.